CGGUGCGGGGAGAGCCGUGUCACGGUCACACCCCCCCGCAGCACGGCAGCAGCUUCCCCACCCAAACCCUGGGCCUCUGCGGUUCCUCAUUUCUUUUAACUGGAAUGUUUCUGCCCUUAAAAAAAAACCCCAGACAAACAACAGUCAUCCCUUUGACCGCGUGCUUUUUGGUUUGUGCUUCUGCUCUGAAAGAAAGAGCAAACUUGCUGCCUUUGUUUCUGAUUAACGUUGGAAGGUUCUGCACCAAAACUAGUUGUGGACUGUCUUGAUGACAGGACAAGGAGGCAGGUUAUUCCAUUCGAGGAAAAUGGGAUCAAAACACAUUACACAGGAAACAUUUGAUGAUGCAGUGCAAGAAAACAUCACAGAAUUUGAAAUGGAUCCAGAGGAGGCUGUGAGAGAAGCUGUGCAGCAGUUUGAGUCCCAAGGUGUCGACCUAAGCAAUAUUGUGAAGGCUGUGAGGCAGCCUGCCUCUGAGAAUGGGCAAAAGCAUGAAAUUUUGCUGACUUUGGAUUCCCUUGGGAGAGCCGUGGCUGCCUCGGACCUGGCGGGGCUGGCGGAGCAGCUGGAGGCCCUGGCAGAGCAGUGCAGGGAGCAGCUGCCGUCCCGCUACCUGGCUGGGCAGAACGGGGCCUACCCUGUGGUGUUCUCUGCCUGCCAGUUGGCUUCAGGAGACAGAGAUUUAAUGCUGAAAGCCUUUUGCACCUUGUCUGCCAUCCUGGAUGGGCAGCCAGACCUGCUGGACUCGGCUGGCCAGGAUCUGCUGCUCCAAACCCUGCAGGAGCACAGGGAGGACGCGGAGGUGACGCUGGCGGGGAUCCGGUGCGUCCGGCACGCGUGUCUGAAACACGAGCAGAACCGGCAGGACUUUGUGAAGGGAGGGAUUCUCCCUCUCCUGACUGGAGCUAUAACCCAGCACGGAGACAGUGCUGACCUGGUCCGGACAGCCUCCUCAGCCCUCAGGGUGAUGACGUUUGAUGAUGACAUCCGAGUGCCCUUUGGUCACGCUCAUGAUCAUGCCAAAAUAAUUGUGUUGGAGAACGAUGGGUUGAGAGUCCUCAUUGAAGCUGCAAAAGCUUUCACAGAUAACUUCAGUGUUCUCAGUGAGCUCUGUGCCACCCUUUCUCGCCUCUCUGUCAGGAAUGAGUUCUGUCAAGAAAUUGUGGACCUUGGUGGCUUAAAUUUUAUGGUGACUCUCCUGGCUGACUGCAUUGACCACCCGGACGUGGUGAAGCAGGUGCUGAGCGCCCUCCGCGCGGUCGCGGGGAAUGACGACGUGAAAGAUGCUAUUGUUGCUGCUGGGGGAACAGACCUCAUCGUGCUGGCCAUCAGCCAUCACCUCUCCAACCCUCAGAUCUGUGAGCAAGGCUGUGCAGCCCUGUGCAUGUUGGCUCUGCGCAAGCCCGAGAACUGUCAUGUCAUCAUGGAAGGUGGUGGAGCUCUGGCAGCCCUGCAGGCCAUGAAGGCACACCCACGGGAGGUGGCAGUACAGAAACAGGCCUGCAUGCUGAUCCGUAACCUGGUCUCCCGCAGCCGGGACUUUUCUCAGCCCAUCUUGGAGAUGGGAGCUGAGGACCUGAUCACAGAAGCUCGUGCAACACACAAGGACUGUGACGAUGUGGCCAAAGCUGCCCUGAGGGAUCUGGGCUGCAAAGUGGAGCUGCGGGAGCUGUGGACAGGUCAGAAGGGAAGUCUUGCUCAGUGAAUCCUCUCUCUGCAGUGGAGCUUCAAGACAUCUACAUCCGUGAAAUAUAAGGGGAGGGGGGGAACCAAAGUGGCGUGGAUUAACUUGCAGUUACAUCUGGAAAAUCUGAAGCAAAUGCCUGGCUUGUGAGGCUGCAGUGAAGUUGUUCUUGGGAGCUACAGCUGAAAUGGCUUUAUGCAUUCACAGGCUGCAAAUCAGCUCUGUAAUCAUCAUUCCCCCAGUCAUCUAAUGCCUGCAGAUGAUCUGCUCCCCACUUCUGUUGUGUAUGUUCCUUGUGUUGCAGAACGGGGCUGUUCCCACCUGCUCUGUUCUGAACAGUAAGAGCAAAAGUGGAUCUUUCCUGGUAGGAGUUUGGUACCUACUGUGGCAGCUGGUUCUGAUUUUGUUUCUCUGCUCUCAGGGCCCAUGGAGGCCUGAUCCGGUAACGGGCUGGAUGAGGAGGAAUCUCAUCAUUUGCAAAUGUGUUCUGUCCUUUUGUCCUGUUCUACUGGUAUUUUAGUGCUGCCCAUGUUCUGUGUUGCUGCUUUCUUUUGGAUUUUCGGCCAACCCAACAUUUUAAACAGAAGCAAAGGAAGGAUUUUGGGUUGUAUGGCCCAAAGCAACAUGCUUUAUGUCACCGUUUGAAUCCAGGAGGAAAGUUCAUGUUUCUUUCAGUGAGACUGGACAAGUCAGGGACUGUUACAGUGAGGAUGGUAGUUUCAAAGCAGGAAAAAACUGGCGGUGAAGCAGGAGUCCAGCACAGGGAGCCUGGGCUUUGAUUUUAUCUUGGCAGGAUGGUGCUUCAUGAAUCCAGGAGUGCUGGAACUGUAACCAAGAGGCUGUGAGCCUUGUGAAGACAGCUGAGGACUUGGGGGCAAAACCAGAGAGCUGAAACAUCCACACAGGCUCUGAAGUCUCAGCUAAAGGCUUCUGUGUAACCCUGGUGGUUCUGGGCGUUGUGUUACCAGCCCUGCUCUGGUGCUGAACCUUCUUCCUGUGCUGCUGCUGAUAUUGUACUUGAGUGGAUGUUUUCUGAUGUGAUAUUUGCUGUAGAAAUGGUGACCUUAUAAAAUAUCAAAAUGUACAAAA
This is a messenger RNA of Apus apus (common swift), 2773 nucleotides long. It is a transcript of the gene ARMC6, whose product is annotated as armadillo repeat containing 6. Gene Ontology annotation, biological process: hematopoietic progenitor cell differentiation. Bases 269 to 1705 code for a protein of 478 amino acids. The record is from RefSeq and is a predicted model, not a curated record. Gene Ontology annotation, molecular function: protein binding. The transcript has 7 exons. Lineage: Eukaryota; Metazoa; Chordata; Aves; Apodiformes; Apodidae.